AUGGAGCAAAGUGGAUUUGGAUCAAACACAUGUGAACAUGGUCAGGAUGCUGCUGUCAUCUGUUCAGCUGUGUCCGUCAUUUUAACUGGAUCUGGAUCGACUCGAUGUUCUGGCAGGGUUGAAGUUUAUCACAAUAACAGCUGGGGAACAGUCUGUGAUGAUGGCUGGGGCUUAAAUGAUGCUGAGGUGGUUUGCAGACAGUUAAACUGUGGGUCGGCCCUGGAGGCUCCUCGAUCAGCUCACUUUGGUGCAGGAACUGGACAGAUUUGGCUUGAUCAUGUGACCUGUUCAGGAAAUGAAAGUUCUCUAACUGAGUGUCAACACAGUGGAUUUGGUUCAAACAGAUGUGAACAUGGUCAGGAUGCUGCUGUCAUCUGUUCAGAUCUGGUCAGAUUGGCUGGGUCUGGAUCAACUCGAUGUUCUGGAAGAGUUGAAAUCUUUCACAAUAGCAUCUGGGGAACAGUCUCUGAUUACAACUGGAACUUAAAUGAUGCUGAGGUGGUUUGCAGACAGUUAAAAUGUGGGUCGGCACUAAAGAAUCCCGAAUUUGGUCACUUUGGUGAAGCAACUGGACAGAUUUGGCUCAGUGCUGUGACGUGUUCAGGAAAUGAAAGUUCUCUAACUGAAUGUCGACACUCAGGAUGGGGAAACAACUACUAUGGACAUUAUGAUGAUGUUGGUGUCAUCUGUUCAGGUAUGAUCAGAUUAGCUGGAUCAACUCGAUGUUCUGGCAGAGUUGAAGUUUAUCACAAUAACAGCUGGGGAACAGUCUGUGAUGAUGGCUGGGACUUAAAUGAUGCUGAGGUGGUUUGCAGAGAGUUAAACUGUGGGUCGGCACUGAAAGUUCCUACAUCAGCUCACUUUGGUGCAGGAACUGGACAGAUUUGGCUUGAUCAUGUGACCUGUUCAGGAAGUGAAAGUUCUCUAACUGAGUGUCAACACAGUGGAUUUGGAUCAAACACAUGUGAACAUGGUCAGGAUGCUGCUGUCAUCUGUUCAGAUGUGAUCAGAUUGGCUGGGUCUGGAUCAACUCGAUGUUCUGGAAGAGUUGAAAUCUUUCACAAUAACAUCUGGGGAACAGUCUCUGAUUACAACUGGAACUUAAAUGAUGCUGAGGUGGUUUGCAGACAGUUAAAAUGUGGGACGGCACUAAAGAAUCCCCAAUUUGGUCACUUUGGUGCAGCAACUGGACAGAUUUGGCUCAGUGCUGUGACGUGUUCAGGAAAUGAAGGUUCUCUAACUGAAUGUCGACACUCAGGAUGGGGAAACAACUACUAUGGACAUUAUUAUGAUGUUGGUGUCAUCUGUUCAGGUAUGAUCAGAUUAGCUGGAUCGACUCGAUGUUCUGGCAGGGUUGAAGUUUAUCACAAUAACAGCUGGGGAACAGUCUGUGAUGAUGGCUGGGACUUAAAUGAUGCUGAGGUGGUUUGCAGAGAGUUAAACUGUGGGUCGGCACUGAAAGUUCCUACAUCAGCUCACUUUGGUGCAGGAACUGGAAAGAUUUGGCUUGAUCAUGUGACCUGUUCAGGAAAUGAAAGUUCUCUAAGUGAGUGUCAACACAGUGGAUUUGGAUCAAACACAUGUGAACGUGGUCAGGAUGCUGCUGUCAUCUGUUCAGCUGUGUCCGUCAUUUUAACUGGAUCUGGAUCGACUCGAUGUUCUGGCAGAGUUGAAGUUUAUCACAAUAACAGCUGGGGAACAGUCUGUGAUGAUGGCUGGGGCUUAAAUGAUGCUGAGGUGGUUUGCAGACAGUUAAACUGUGGGUCGGCCCUGGAGGCUCCUCAAUCAGCUCACUUUGGUGCAGGAACUGGACAGAUUUGGCUUGAUCAUGUGACCUGUUCAGGAAAUGAAAGUUCUCUAACUGAGUGUCAACACAGUGGAUUUGGAUCAAACAGCUGUGAACAUGGUCAGGAUGCUGCUGUCAUCUGUUCAGCUGUGUCCGUCAUUUUAACUGGAUCUGGAUCGACUCGAUGUUCUGGCAGGGUUGAAGUUUAUCACAAUAACAGCUGGGGAACAGUCUGUGAUGAUGGCUGGGGCUUAAAUGAUGCUGAGGUGGUUUGCAGACAGUUAAACUGUGGGUCAACACUGGAGGCUCCUCGAUCAGCUCACUUUGGUGCAGGAACUGGACAGAUUUGGCUUGAUCAUGUGACCUGUUCAGGAAGUGAAAGUUCUCUAACUGAGUGUCAACACAGUGGAUUUGGAUCAAACACAUGUGAACAUGGUCAGGAUGCUGCUGUCAUCUGUUCAGAUCUGGUCAGAUUGGCUGGGUCUGGAUCAACUCGAUGUUCUGGAAGAGUUGAAAUCUUUCACAAUAACAUCUGGGGAACAGUCUCUGAUUACAACUGGAACUUAAAUGAUGCUGAGGUGGUUUGCAGACAGUUAAAAUGUGGGACGGCACUAAAGAAUCCCCAAUUUGGUCACUUUGGUGCAGCAACUGGACACAUUUGGCUCAGUGCUGUGACGUGUUCAGGAAAUGAAAGUUCUCUAACUGAAUGUCGACACUCAGGAUGGGGAAACAACUACAAUAAACAUUAUUAUGAUGUUGGUGUCAUCUGUUCAGGUAUGAUCAGAUUAGCUGGAUCAACUCGAUGUUCUGGCAGAGUUGAAGUUUAUCACAAUAACAGCUGGGGAACAGUCUGUGAUGAUGGCUGGGACUUAAAUGAUGCUGAGGUGGUUUGCAGAGAGUUAAACUGUGGGUCGGCACUAGAGGCUCCUCGAUCAGCUCACUUUGGUGCAGGAACUGGACAGAUUUGGCUUGAUCAUGUGACCUGUUCAGGAAAUGAAAGCUCUCUAACUGAGUGUCAACACAGUGGAUUUGGAUCAAACACAUGUGAACAUGGUCAGGAUGCUGCUGUCAUCUGUUCAGGUAUGAUCAGAUUAGCUGGAUCAACUCGAUGUUCUGGCAGGGUUGAAGUUUAUCACAAUAACAGCUGGGGAACAGUCUGUGAUGAUGGCUGGGACUUAAAUGAUGCUGAGGUGGUUUGCAGACAGUUAAACUGUGGGUCGGCACUGAAAGUUCCUACAUCAGCUCACUUUGGUGCAGGAACUGGACAGAGAUGGCUUGAUCAUGUGACCUGUUCAGGAAAUGAAACUUCUCUAACUGAGUGUCAACACAGUGGAUUUGGAUCAAACACAUGUGAACGUGGUCAGGAUGCUGCUGUCAUCUGUUCAGCUGUGUCCGUCAUUUUAACUGGAUCUGGAUCGACUCGAUGUUCUGGCAGGGUUGAAGUUCAUCACAAUAACAGCUGGGGAACAGUCUGUGAUGAUGGCUGGGACUUAAAUGAUGCUGAGGUGGUUUGCAGAGAGUUAAACUGUGGGUCGGCCCUGGAGGCUCCUCAAUCAGCUCACUUUGGUGCAGGAACUGGACAGAUUUGGCUUGAUCAUGUGACCUGUUCAGGAAAUGAAAGUUCUCUAACUGAAUGUCAACACAGUGGAUUUGGAUCAAACACAUGUGAACAUGGUCAGGAUGCUGCUGUCAUCUGUUCAGAUCUGAUCAGAUUGGCUGGGUCUGGAUCAACUCGAUGUUCUGGAAGAGUUGAAAUCUUUCACAAUAACAUCUGGGGAACAGUCUCUGAUUACAACUGGAACUUCAAUGAUGCGGAGGUGGUUUGCAGACAGUUAAAAUGUGGGUCGGCACUAGGGAAUCCCCAAUUUGGUCACUUUGGUGCAGCAACUGGACAGAUUUGGCUCAGUGAUGUGACGUGUUCAGGAAAUGAAGGUUCUCUAACUGAAUGUCGACACUCAGGAUGGGGAAACCACUACUAUGGACAAUAUUAUGAUGUUGGUGUCAUCUGUUCAGGUAUGAUCAGAUUAGCUGGAUCGACUCGAUGUUCAGGCAGGGUUGAAGUUUAUCACAAUAACAGCUGGGGAACAGUCUGUGAUGAUGGCUGGGACUUAAAUGAUGCUGAGGUGGUUUGCAGAGAGUUAAACUGUGGGUCGGCAUUGAAAGUUCCUACAUCAGCUCACUUUGGUGCAGGAACUGGAAAGAUUUGGCUUGAUCAUGUGACCUGUUCAGGAAAUGAAAGUUCUCUAAGUGAGUGUCAACACAGUGGAUUUGGAUCAAACACAUGUGAACGUGGUCAGGAUGCUGCUGUCAUCUGUUCAGCUGUGUCCGUCAUUUUAACUGGAUCGACUCGAUGUUCUGGCAGGGUUGAAGUUUAUCACAAUAACAGCUGGGGAACAGUCUGUGAUGAUGGCUGGGACUUAAAUGAUGCUGAGGUGGUUUGCAGACAGUUAAACUGUGGGUCGGCCCUGGAGGCUCCUCGAUCAGCUCACUUUGGUGCAGGAACUGGACAGACUUGGCUUGAUCAUGUGACCUGUUCAGGAAAUGAAAGUUCUCUAACUGAGUGUCAACACAGUGGAUUUGGAUCAAACACAUGUGAACAUGGUCAGGAUGCUGCUGUCAUCUGUUCAGAUCUGAUCAGAUUGGCUGGGUCUGGAUCAACUCGAUGUUCUGGAAGAGUUGAAAUCUUUCACAAUAACAUCUGGGGAACAGUCUCUGAUUACAACUGGAACUUAAAUAAUGAUGAGGUGGUUUGCAGACAGUUAAAAUGUGGGACGGCACUAGAGAAUCCCCAAUUUGGUCACUUUGGUGAAGCAACUGGACAGAUUUGGCUCAGUGCUGUGACGUGUUCAGGAAAUGAAAGUUCUCUAACUGAAUGUCGACACUCAGGAUGGGGAAACAACUACUAUGGACAAUAUUAUGAUGUUGGUGUCAUCUGUUCAGGUAUGAUCAGAUUAGCUGGAUCAACUCGAUGUUCUGGCAGGGUUGAAGUUUAUCACAAUAACAGCUGGGGAACAGUCUGUGAUGAUGGCUGGGACUUAAAUGAUGCUGAUGUGGUUUGCAGAGAGUUAAACUGUGGGUCGGCACUGAAAGUUCCUACAUCAGCUCACUUUGGUGCAGGAACUGGACAGAUUUGGCUUGACCAUGUGACCUGUUCAGGAAGUGAAAGUUCUCUAACUGAGUGUCAACACAGUGGAUUUGGAUCAAACACAUGUGAACAUGGUCAGGAUGCUGCUGUCAUUUGUUCAGCUGUGUCCGUCAUUUUAACUGGAUCUGGAUCGACUCGAUGUUCUGGCAGGGUUGAAGUUUAUCACAAUAACAGCUGGGGAACAGUCUGUGAUGAUGGCUGGGGCUUGAAUGAUGCUGAGGUGGUUUGCAGACAGUUAAACUGUGGGUCGGCACUGGAGACUCCUCGAUCAGCUCACUUUGGUGCAGGAACUGGACAGAUUUGGCUUGAUCAUGUGACCUGUUCAGGAAAUGAAAGUUCUCUAACUGAGUGUCAACACAGUGGAUUUGGAUCAAACACAUGUGAACAUGGUCAGGAUGCUGCUGUCAUCUGUUCAGAUCUGAUUAGAUUGGCUGGGUCUGGAUCAACUCGAUGUUCUGGAAGAGUUGAAAUCUUUCACAAUAACAUCUGGGGAACAGUCUCUGAUUACAACUGGGAGUUAAAUGAUGCUGAGGUGGUUUGCAGACAGUUAAAAUGUGGGACGGCACUAAAGAAUCCCCAAUUUGAUCACUUUGGUGCAGCAACUGGACAGAUUUGGCUCAGUGAUGUGACGUGUUCAGGAAAUGAAAGUUCUCUAACUGAAUGUCAACACUCAGGAUGGGGAAACAACUACUAUGAAGAUUAUUAUGAUGUUGGUGUCAUCUGUUCAGCAUGCGGCAGGGCUGUGGAAAACUCAGGAAGUGGGCCCUGGCAGGUCAGUAUAAACCACAAUGGACAGUUUUGGUGUGGAGGGUCCCUAAUCACCAACCAGUGGGUGCUAACAGCUGCUUCCUGCAUAUCACAUAACCUGACAGAGGUACAUCUAAGCUGCCACACCCAGUCAGAUUUAACCUCCGGCGAAGUGUCUUUGACAGUGGAAGAUAUCAUCUGUCAUCCUGCAUUCAACAACAGCACGUAUGAGAACGACAUUUGUCUUCUGAAGCUGUCGGCUCCUGUAACUUUCACAGACUACAUUCAGCCAAUCUGCUUAGCCUCACAAAACAGCACUUUCUACAAUGGGACCAGCAGCUGGGUCACUGAUUUUAGUGAAACUGGUAACAGUUCCUUCCCAAACAUCCUGCAGGAGGUAAAUGCACCAGUGGUGGGAAACAAUGAGUGCCAGUGCUACUAUGAAGGCGACAAAGCAAUCACAGAGAACAUGAUCUGUGCUAUGCUUCAAGCAAGGAAAGAUUCAUGUCAGGGAAACCCAGGAGGACCUUUAAUGACAAAGACAGGAUUUGCGUGGGUCCAGAGUGGAGUUGUGAGUACUGAUGAUGGCUGCGCCCAACCUGUGAGACCUGCAGUCUUCACUCGUGUGUCAGAAUACCAGAAUUGGAUCAGUGACACCGUCACUGGAAUGAAACCAAACUUUGUUACCUUCACUUCCCCGGGCACUGACAAUGACUUAUACUUCACCUGUCCAACACUGUCACCUCCCACUGUCCCCACCACUGUCCCCACCACUGUCCCUUCUACUGUCCUCACCACUUCCUCCACAGAUGACAGUGUGUUUGACAGCGGUGAAAACCUCACCCACUUCACUCAUUUUGCCUCACUCUGUCUUUUUGCUGUCUUGCUCCAUGUAGUUGUUACAAGUAGUGGAAUGUAAGUCAACAUAUUUACCCAAGUCUUGUACUUGAUUACACACUUUAAAUACUUUAAACACUUUGAAUUUACUUUGCUUUCAUGGCAUUUUAUGAAUUUGAGGUGAAUCGUAAUCUUUCUCUCCAAUAUAUUCAUAGAACAAUCAUUAAACUUUUUUUUUCAUUUGAAGAUGCUAAAUAUGUUGUUGUUCCAGUUUCUCAAAUAUGGUGAUUUAGUGGACUUCCUUACUUAGUUACUUUAAACUUUUGAUUAUAUCAAUACUUUUUAAUCAUUUUUUUCAAGUUUUGACUAAUGGACAAAUUGAGAAUGUGAAGGUGUUAUUGACUUUUGUGAUUGUUUUUAACAAAUCAGACCAUGUUUUUAGUAAUUAUGGGAAGUGAAAGUAUAGAAUAUUGUUAUCACACAUGGGGCUAUUUCUGUGUUUUGGGCAAAGUCUCAUGUAAGUUGAUGGAAAUCUUCUUAAAUCUUGUUUUAUGCGGACAUUUUUUGGUAUAACAAUGUCUUUAUUGAUUAAACAUGCAUAAGAAA
Molecule: messenger RNA, 7121 nt
Organism: Oreochromis niloticus (Nile tilapia)
Lineage: Eukaryota; Metazoa; Chordata; Actinopteri; Cichliformes; Cichlidae
Product: scavenger receptor cysteine-rich type 1 protein M160
Exons: 24
Coding region: 1-6597 (2198 amino acids)
Biological process (GO): proteolysis
Cellular component (GO): membrane
Molecular function (GO): serine-type endopeptidase activity
Source: RefSeq, a predicted model, not a curated record